AUGAAAGAACAAUGCCUUAUUCAUUGGAGGUCGUGGCUGAUCGAGCCCCUCAGGGACAGCAACCUGGAGCUCUUCGUGCUCGUCGCGGUGUGGAUCGCCAGCAAGAUCCAUGAGAUGAGGCCACUGUCGGUGAAGAGCCUCAAGGCGCUCAGCGACCGCAUCAUCGCCGACCAGCAUUUCACAUGCCGUGAUUUCGCGGAUGCUGAGCUGGUGUUCAUGGAGGUAGUGGAUUAUAAUGUUGGGUGUUCCAACAUUGCUUUCAUAUACCUGGAGCAGCUUCUCAUUCAGUUCAGGGAAAUAUCGAAGUUGGGUGAUCUUUUAAGUAUGGAUGUGUGCAUGGAAAUUUUGGAUGUUCUUUAUGAGACCGAAGAUACCUCAUGGCUUUUUGACUUUCCCUGUCCACUUGCUGCUUCAACUCUUGUUACUGCAUAUGUUAUGUCAGUUCCUAAGCAGACAUGGGAGUUUCCAAUCCUUCCUUGGGUCCGAUUUACCACAUCAUAUGCUGAAGAAGAGAUCAUGAAGAUUGUUAUGACAAUUCUCAUGCAUGUACUCAAACCGGAUGAAAUCAAAGAGAAGAACAAGAGAGAGUUCAGUAUCUGA
Molecule: messenger RNA, 600 nt
Organism: Triticum turgidum subsp. durum (durum wheat)
Lineage: Eukaryota; Viridiplantae; Streptophyta; Magnoliopsida; Poales; Poaceae
Source: the annotation of a GenBank genome assembly